This is a messenger RNA of Didymodactylos carnosus, 213 nucleotides long. Lineage: Eukaryota; Metazoa; Rotifera; Eurotatoria; Philodinida; Philodinidae. The record is from the annotation of a GenBank genome assembly.
AUGCAUGGAAAUGGAUUAAUAAUGGAAGAAGUAAGAAACAUAGAAGAAUUAUUUAAAGUAAUUGAUAGUGGCAAUAACUGUAACAAUAAUUUUGAUCAGGAAUUUUUUCAAUUAAAAAAUUUAAUUGAUGCAUUACAAUUCGAAAAUGAAAAUCAAACAAAAUAUUAUCAUUAUUCAUCGAAAUAUUAUGGUGGUUCGAUAAAUCUUGGUUAG